Messenger RNA from Penicillium macrosclerotiorum, 720 nucleotides. RefSeq names its product flavin reductase family protein. Gene Ontology annotation, molecular function: FMN binding. The record is from RefSeq and is a predicted model, not a curated record. The transcript has a single exon. Lineage: Eukaryota; Fungi; Ascomycota; Eurotiomycetes; Eurotiales; Aspergillaceae. Bases 1 to 720 code for a protein of 239 amino acids.
AUGGAACCAAUUUCCGCAACUGCAUCUCAAACAAUUUCCCCGCCUAUAUUUUACUGGGGUACACCGGUUGUGUUGAUAACAACGGAGAAUGAAGAUGGAACAUCCAACAUUGCGCCAAUGUCAUCUGCCUGGUGGCUCGGAAAUCGAUGCAUGCUAGGCUUAGCAUCCAGAUCGCAAACCACGAUCAAUUUGAUUCGCACUAAGCAAUGCGUCCUUAACCUCGCAUCGGAUAAUAUGGCCGUGGCUGUCAAUGCACUUGCAAGAACAACUGGGUCGAAGAAGAUACUGGACGCGACCGAGGAAACAGGCUUCAAACGCCUGAACGGCUACAAGUAUGUGCCUGAUAAAUUUGGACAUUCGGGCCUAAAUCCUGCGGCUUCCGAGCUGGUCCGACCGCUUCGCAUUGCUGAGUGCCCUGCUCAAAUGGAGGCCGAAUUAAAGGGGGUAUAUGAAAUGAUGCAAGACACGGGAGGAAGAAGACUUCUCGCACUGGAGGUGAAGAUUCUAAGGACUCAUGUUCAUGAAAAAAUUCGCAUGGCUGGGCAUGCAAACCGAAUUGAUCCAGAUAAAUGGCGUCCCUUGAUCAUGAGUUUUCAGGAACUAUAUGGACUCGCACCCUACAAGACUUCCGAGUCAAUUCUUGCCAAGAUCGAUGAAGAACAAUAUAGGGUAUUGUCCAAUCCUACAGACGACGAGAUAGCAAUGGAAAGCCAGGUUUAA